UUAAAUUGCAUUCUAUCACACAAAAAUGGCGUCUACUGAGAAAACGAAACUUCCAAACCUGAAAAUAUGCAUAGAUAAUGAUGAAUCUGAAUCGGAUGACGAUAACUUAUCGUUGACGGGUGAGCCACAAAUAAGUCUAGAAGAAGGAGAAAUAGAUAAAAGAGUAACCAACCCUGUGCACGAAGAAAUUUUAGUUCCAGAGUCCCCCGGAUCAGAACGUGCUACCGGUGCUGAAGAUGAUGUUCAGUUCAACGUUUAUUUGAAUAAACUAGAAACUAAGCAAGUGGAAAACAGCAUAAAUAGGCCGACAAGAAGAUAUGAAAAUAAGGAAGGAAACUUUGUUACAGGCAUAGAUUUUACAGAGCAGGACACAGCUGAAAAACUCCAGGAAAGGGCAAAAAGAUUCGGUAUUGAUUACAAACCUGAACCAGCUGUCAAUUUGGGGGAACUAUAUCAAAGUCUUGGGUUGAAGGCGGAAGAUUUAAAUCCUAAAGAUGAGAGAGGUAUACGUAUAGAUGCUGUACAUAUACGGGGUGUCAAUGAGAUGAAUACAAAAGAUGUGUUCAACUACUUCCAGGAAUUCGCUGCUGGCAGCUGUGAAUGGAUUGAUGAUGAAAGUUGUAAUGUGGUAUGGUUAGAUAAAAUGACUGCAGCCCGUGCCUUGUUAAAACUUAGUCGUAGCUAUGAGCAAGUAAUGGCAGAUUUUGGUUUAAAGGUUCCAAUUAAUCACAAAGCAGACAAAAACAAAGCAAAGAUAGAAACUACCUCAGAGUCUAAAAUGGAUGACGAUGGUACGGAACAAAAUAAUGAAAAAGUAGGAGAGAAAGAAAGUGAGGAAGAAAGGAAUGAAGAAAAAAUGGAAGAAGAUAAUGAUGACCUAGAUCUUACAGAGGAAACAAAACCAGAGGAAAAUAAAGCAGAGGAAAACAAGAGUGAAGAAAACAAAAUUGAUGAAGAGGAGAAGAUGGAGGAUGAAGGAAUAGAAGAAGGGGAGAUAACUGAUAGUGACUCCGAGUCAGAAGUUCAAAGUAAAAACCAGAAUGCGUUUGACAGGAUACGGUGGCCCCCAGGAAAGUGGAGGCUAGGGGUACCAUACAAGAAUAAAGCCAAUUAUAUCUUCCUGAGAUUUGCUACUAAAGCUGAUGUGAAACUUCCUGGUGCAGAGAAGAGGAGCAAAUAUUACCAGAAAUACGGCAAUCCUAACUAUGGAGGAAGAGUAGGACUUCUUAGCCGAUCAAUGAAGCAGAAGUUACGUGCUAGAAGAGACAAUGAUGAUUUUGACAGAUUUGGUGUUCCAGAAAGUGGGAUAGUUGUGACAGACAGAAAUCAGGUAUCAUAUGGAGACGAUUUAUUCAGCGAUGCUGUUACCCCUGUUGAGGUAGAAGAGAUAGAUUUAUACUCAACUUCACAAAAACUGGGCAAAAAAUUGAAGAAGCCAGAGAAAGCGCAGUCAGAGGAUGAGGAAGAAGAGAUGUACCAGUCUGAGGAGGAGAAUGAUUUCCCUGUGAUAGAAAGAGUGAUGACGAAUGACAGGGAAGAAGAUAGAGCAACAGAUAGUGAUGUGGAUGAAGAAGAGCUGGAGAGACUGCUGAGGGCCAAAGAGAAGAAACCAGUGAUGAGAAUGUAUGCGGACGAGCUGGAGGAAAAACAGAAAGUAAACAGGCAAAGACAAAUGGUAGGGGCUCUAACAAUUGUAGCAGAUGCAAAGAAGAAGGUAAAAACAGUGAAGGAUGCCAGGCAACUAAUUACUGGGGUUGAUCUUCGGAAAGCAUUACAGGAGAAGAAGAUGAACAGGCAGCGAUCACCUGUUUCCUGGAAACGAUCAAAGUCAAGGUCACUCUCACCUGACUUUGAGAGAGACAUGGGCGGGGGAAUGAAUUUCAAGAUCAUUCAACCCAUGCAUAUGACAAUAGAGAAUGAAGUAAUGUCUGAAACUGAAGAAGUGAAAGAAAUAUCACCAGAACCAGAACCAGAACCUGUUAAAGAGGUCAAAAGAAAGAAAAGGACUUCAUCUCCUUUGGGAACUAAAUCAAAAAUGGAUGAAAUUGAAAAGCCGAAAGAUGUUCGUUCAAGGUUGAGUAAAAAGGCUCGUGAUGACCUUGAUGUUAGGACAGCACGAAGAUCUCCUAAUAAUGUGAGAUCUAGACUUAGUAAGAGAGUGUCGCCAGUGAAUGAAAGUCCAGAGAGAUUUGGCGACACCAGAAUAUCUAGGGUUAGACGGUCCAGAUCACAUGACCUGUUUAGGUCAAAGUUCAAUCGGUCUCGUUCUCCUGUGAAUAGAAAUAGACGUCCUGUAAGACGUAGAUCAAGAACUAGGUCUCCAGUAUGGAGACGUAAUAAUAAUAGGUACAGGUCACCAGUGAGAAAUAGGUCUCCAUUUAGACGUUCACCUAUAAGAAGGUUUAAUAGGUCACGUUCUAGAUCCCCUAUAAAUAGACGUCCAGCUAGGUCUAAUAUACGAUCAAGAUCGCCUGUAAACAGAAGGUUCAGUGAUAGGACACGUACGGGUCGAGAUGCGCGAUCUCGUCUCGGAAGAAAAUCUCGGUCUCCAACAGAUACUGAAAAUGAAUCAGAUGAUGAACAGAUAGCGCCCUCAAGAAUAAAAAUGACAGUGGCAGCGAGCUCAAGCUCCAGCAGUUCCUCGUCAAGCUCUGAUUCAAGCUCGAAUGAUUCAAGCUCCAGUAGUGAUUCCGAUUCAUCAUCAUCGUCUUCAUCGUCAGACUCGAGCAGCAGCAGUAGUGAUAGUGAAAGUGACAGUGAUGCUUCUGAGAGGUCAGCAAUUCGAAAUAAGAAAACUCAGAGAAAAAUAGAUCAUGCAACUAGACAGCAGGAUAAAUUUGCAGGGUCACGUAAACAACACCUCUCAAGAAGAGACAGUAAAACAAAUGGUCCACGUAGAAAAGGUCACAGACCAGUAAGACCCGCAGACGAUUGAUAUGUGAUAUUAUUUUGUAUUUUUUACAUAUUGAUUCCGAGCUAUUAUCACAUACUGGUUAUGGAUUUUUUUUUGCCUGUGUUUUAAAAAUACAGUGGUGUACUGAGGGUUAUUGUGGGUGUAAUAUGCCAUAUAUAAAGUACCUCGUUUUGCAGCUUUUUUUCUAACAGCCAUUGAUGUACAGUUCCAUUGCCAUAGCAGCACACAGUGACCCAUGCCCCACCUUAAUAAAGAGAUGUCUUUUGAUAGAAAAACAGUUCAAAUGUAUGUAAGGCAUUAAUGUUGACUUCUGUCUUAUCUCCUCAUUUGUUUGGUAAGCUAUAUAUUAAAUGAGCUUUGCCUUGUAA
Messenger RNA from Mercenaria mercenaria, 3282 nucleotides. RefSeq names its product nuclear cap-binding protein subunit 3-like. NCBI's taxonomy places the organism in Eukaryota, Metazoa, Mollusca, Bivalvia, Venerida, Veneridae. Gene Ontology annotation, cellular component: nucleus; cytosol. The record is from RefSeq and is a predicted model, not a curated record. Gene Ontology annotation, molecular function: mRNA binding; RNA 7-methylguanosine cap binding. The coding region runs from base 26 to 2935 and encodes 969 amino acids. The transcript has 13 exons.